AUCUCCACUUGUUAGAAACUAUCGUGAUGCAAUUGACAGCCAGACUUGAUUCUAUCGCUCUUUCUCUUUUACACCCUCCUUUUCAUUUUUCCCCGCUUUCCCUUCAUUCUCCUUUGCCUCUGCAUGCGAAUGUAAAGGCGGCCAUCAACUCAAUUUUCCGAGGUAACAUCCUCGUAGUUGGAAUAUCUAAAACCUCGGCAACCGCCAACCCACAUUCUUUUUGAUUCUGUUCCAAUCUCCACCUGUAUGGAGGGACAUAUUCUUGCGCAGAGGCAGGUCCUAAGCGGAAUAGUGUCCAGUGCGACCAGUGCAAUUGGCAACAUCGGCGAUGCAGCCAGCUCAGCAGCCAGUAGUGUUUCAAGCGCGAUCUCGACUUCGAAGGAUUCGUCAGUGUCCACGUCGGUGUCUAGGACCAGUUCUGCUUCAAGCGCAUCCGAGACUUCAAGUUCGUCUUCUUUGACUAGUUCCUCAUCAACUGGGUCGUCAUCAUCUUCCAGCACCACGACAUCUGUGUCUACCUCGGAGACGCUCUCAACGGCACUGAGCAGCAGCAGUUCUGAGUCUGCCACCUCUUCAUUGCCUUCUGUCUCGGAAUCUGUCUAUGAAACGACCUCUGAUGGUGUUACGCGCACCAUGACAUCGUUUAUGAGUGCCGCGGAAGAGUCAGCGACCGGUUCGAGCUCCUCCGCUGCCAGCACUCAAACGGCUGCAACACACAAAUCCUUCCUCCAGAACAAAUCCCUUUCCGGCUUCGUUUUCGCCCUCUGCGGAAUCGUCGGCUUGGUUCUCAUUCUCCUCGUGGUGACCUUCACGCUCCGUCGUAGACGUAAGAACAAGUUGCUCAACGAGGCUAUCUCGUUCGACCCCCAGGGGAGCGUGUAUCCUGACCGUGACAUGGAGGAGAAAUUGACCCAUCAGAGAGCCGUGGAUAGUAUCGGAGGCUCUGUGUCCGGUACUCGCGAAAAUAGCAGCUCCACUGGACAUGGCAUGUAUAUGCCGCCUGCACCCCAUGGUUAUUACGAUGCAGGUUAUGGCCAAGCUGCCAAUGCGUACACUUACACCAAUUACGCACCUCCCAGGCCCGAAGUGCCUAACCCGAAUUAUGAUCACCUCGGUGUUACGCAUAACAUGGGAAGUUUGGCUUUUGAGAACCGUAGCAUGUCUCCUCCGAGGUCGCAGGUCCCUGCUAUGGGGCCUCUACCGAACAAUUUCGGCCAGAAUUAUGCCUCCUAUGGGAUGGCUCAGCCAUAUGAAGGUCGCUAGAUAUCAUUGACAUUACUUAUACCCUUCAUUUCAUGGUCCGCCUUUCAGAUCUGCUCUUGACUCGUGAAAAAUAUCUUGUAUAUAGUAGCCAUUCACCCUCUUGCUCAUAAGUCACAAAACCUACGGCAACAGCCUUACAGUUUUCCUGGAUG
This is a messenger RNA of Desarmillaria tabescens, 1415 nucleotides long. RefSeq lists its product as uncharacterized. Bases 247 to 1263 code for a protein of 338 amino acids. Lineage: Eukaryota; Fungi; Basidiomycota; Agaricomycetes; Agaricales; Physalacriaceae. The transcript is spliced from 6 exons. The record is from RefSeq and is a predicted model, not a curated record.